GUGAACCGCCCUGUGUCUAUAGUGAUCAGGUACAGGGACGGACGAUUUCUAGUUCAAAUAUAACUUAGUGAUUGCCACAUGGUGCAGAAUCUUUCCACCCCUACACUCCAAAAACCCAAUCAGACAAGUGCCCGUAAUCUGAUUCCCGUGCACUGGAGCCUGGGGGCAGGCAAUGAGAGCUGCACUCCGGCCAGGGAAGGCAUGAGUGACCGAGCUGCAGCGAGGCGGUGGGGUAAGUGUGGACCUCCCUGCAGCAGAGAGAGCAUCAUGGUGGCUUUCAAAGGCGUCUGGACUCAAGCCUUCUGGAAGGCGGUCACAGCAGAGUUCCUGGCCAUGCUCAUCUUUGUUCUGCUCAGCCUGGGAUCCACCAUAAACUGGGGUGGCUCAGAAAACCCCCUACCUGUGGACAUGGUCCUCAUCUCCCUCUGCUUUGGACUCAGCAUUGCCACCAUGGUUCAGUGCUUCGGCCACAUCAGCGGUGGCCACAUCAACCCAGCCGUGACAGUGGCCAUGGUGUGCACACGAAAGAUCAGCAUCGCCAAGUCCGUCUUCUACAUCACUGCGCAGUGCCUGGGGGCCAUCAUCGGAGCUGGGAUCCUCUACCUGGUCACACCCCCCAGCGUGGUGGGAGGAUUGGGAGUCACCACGGUUCAUGGAAACCUCACUGCUGGCCAUGGGCUCCUGGUGGAGCUAAUAAUCACUUUCCAGUUGGUGUUCACUAUUUUUGCCAGCUGUGAUUCCAAACGGACUGAUGUUACUGGUUCCGUUGCUUUAGCAAUUGGGUUUUCCGUUGCAAUUGGACAUUUGUUUGCAAUCAAUUAUACCGGAGCCAGCAUGAAUCCAGCUCGAUCCUUUGGCCCUGCAGUUAUCAUGGGAAACUGGGAAAACCACUGGAUAUAUUGGGUUGGACCAAUCAUAGGCGCUGUGCUGGCAGGUGCGCUUUACGAGUACGUCUUCUGUCCUGACGUGGAGCUCAAGCGUCGCCUAAAGGAAGCCUUCAGCAGAGCUGCGCAGCAGACGAAAGGGAGCUACAUGGAGGUGGAGGACAACCGGAGCCAAGUGGAGACGGAAGACCUGAUCCUGAAGCCCGGGGUGGUGCAUGUGAUCGACAUUGACCGUGGAGACGAGAAGAAGGGGAAGGACUCGUCUGGAGAGGUAUUGUCUUCCGUAUGACUAGAGGACAGCGCUGAAAACAGAAGAGACUCCCUAGAACUGGCCUCAGAUUUCCUGCCACCCAUUAAGGAGACAGAUUUGUUAUAAAUUAGACACGUGCGGGUUUCUUGUUUCACAUCUUGUUACACAGUUUAAAUAACACAUAUUUCACUAUUAUCAAUGGGGGGAGAAGCCUAUAAUUAAUAUGACAUUUUAAUGGAAAUCUUUUUUAAUGUAUCCUCGAAGCAAAUAUUCAACUACUGUAUUGACUUUCCUUUUGUUAGUAAUAACUGAAACUAUGAGCCGAAAUCUGAUCAAGUCUGACUUAACAGAGCAUUGGACAUCUCUGUGAGGAAGCCUGUACUGCCCAUCCUCACUUCAAUACUGACUCCAUUAGAUUGAUUUAAAAAUGACAAAAUGCAGCACAUCACCGAAUCAUGUGCGUUUUAGGAGAAGAAAUGUAGUAAGUUCUUCCACAAGCUAUCCCUUACUUAUUAACUACCUCGGAGGAGGAAAAAAAUAGCACGUGCCAUUGCUAAUAUAUCAUGUGUAUUUAUAUAUCUGACUGUCAGAUCCCAACCCCAAUUCACUAUAAUCCUUCUUCCCCCUCAGCAUCCAAGAAACCAUAGAGCUAAAAGUCAAAAAAAAAAUGGAAAGGAUAUUAACUUCUGUCCAUGUGUUGGUUUCAUCUAAAGAAACUGUACAUGGGACACCCACCCACUGAGGUUCAGGACAACCAGACCUGGGGAGUCUGGUGGGAGGUGGAGCAAAGGUUGCUACUUACGGUCGUACAACCAUCACGAGAGGGGCAACCUCUGUUAUGAAAUGAUUGGUCUGUUUUCAGUGCACACUCUUAAGGAUACCACAAAAGAUUAACUGCCUAAGCCUUUAACUACUUCACUUGCUUUUAAAGCUUAUUUGCAAAAUUGGGGAAUUUGUUUGCCAUUUGGGCACCUAUACUGAAACACUAGCUGAGAUAUUUUAGAUGACAACUUGACUAGUUGAGUCCUGCCUUUCUGUUGGUGUCUAAAUCCUGCUUACUCUAGGUGGUAUAAACCAGACCUGCCCCAUGCCAACUGCUAAUGCUGUCUUGUUUCCCAUGACAUCUGUUGAUGGUCAGCAUUGUGAGUGUAAUAAUACCCAUUGGUGUGGAUUAAAAUAUGGCAGACAAGGUGCAAGGUAGCUGCCAAUAAAGGUGAGAGCAGACAGCCUCUGCGCAAAGCUCCUAGGCACCCCAUCAGCACAGAGCCUACGUGCUUUUAAGGUAUUUACCUCCUGCCUGAUUUAUUUGUUAGAACCAUUUGUUUUUCCCAUACUGCUUUGCCUUCCGCCCAUCGAAUGAUCUGUGGAAACCCCAGUUUCUACACUCAUAGCAGUCUAGCCUAACAUUUAUUUUAGACAAAGUGCUGCAAACGUCAAUUUCACCAAACAAAAGUCAGUAGUGGGAGAGAAAAGAGCCACCUCUUCAAGGACUAGCUUGUAAAUAGCUGACCAUCGAGGGCUUUCUUCUCCCAAGCACAAUUCCAGCUGCGUGUGACUUCUUAUUGUUAAUGGCAGCUUUGCGUCUGUGGCAGCCAGAUAAUGGACCACUAUUAAAGUUGAUUCUCUUCGGUGCUAGGAAACUGAUAUGCAAGUUCCCAGACAGCCACGAGGGCAGCAUAUGCCUCUCAGAGCCACGGGCGUAUUCUGAGGUAGAUGCUGGGAGCAUAGGCCCCAUUUCAGGGCUUUGAAUGUACUACACCAGAGACAUAAGCUUCCUCUCUGAUCAGAACCUGCAGAACCAAGGCGUAGACCCGUGUUCUCACAAUAUACCACACAGGCUUAAGAUCAGGGCGCUCCAGUUCGGUUGCUUGGGUUAAAACCAAGUUGAGGGUCGGGUCAAAAUAAAUUCAGUUAACCAGGAAUAGUGGGGCACAUUUCUGAUUACUUUCUCAAAAUCCUGGCCUGUGAUUAUUUUUAUUAUGCUACACAGCUUGCUUUGUGCGUGCUCACUUUCACAGUCAUUUCCAGGGACAGCAUCCAAUAUGGUAGGAACUGAAAAGCAGUGAAGUGGAGAUGCGUUUUCUAGCAGCGGCAGAGUGUUGGGCACCCAGUAGGUAAUCACAGCAAGCAUGUUGUUUGAUUGUGUGUGUGUGUGUGUGCGUGUGUGUGUGUGUGUGUGUGUGUGUGUGUGUGUGUGUGUGUACAUAUAUAUGGCUCUCAUUUGGGAUUUAAGAACAAUAACCUCUUCUAAUUUUUGCUUUGCUCAAUCUUUAGUGGAAGCGUGGUUUUGAGUGUUAUCAAAGGAAGGUCAUGCGGGUGUGGAAACAAAGAGCAUGUUUUCACAUUCUACUGUUUAAGGGCAGAGAGUGACGGCCUCGUCACUCUUCAUCUUGCAUUUCACUCACGGCUCUGCCAGUGAAACAGUAAUGAAAUUGUCCCUUUCUAAUGACAUCUAUACAGCAGGGGUCUAUUGCCUUGUGGGUGACACCAAAUUAUCCUACGUAUUAGGAGAUCAGGGCUUUUCCCUUUAAUCCCUUCUUAUUAAGGAGUGCAUAGUGCCGUACCCAAGAGACAGCUACUGGCAGAUACACAGCAGAGAGAUCAGAGAGGAAAAAUCAGGAAGGCAUAAAAGAUUUAUACGAGCCAUGGAACAGCGCCAACUGUCUGUCCCCUCAGGAGGAGGACAGAGUCACCCCCCAAGUUUCGAGGUGGUCCAUACACUGGAAAAGUACACAUUCUGUCAAAAACACAGCAGAAAGGAAUCUUUUUUUAAAGAUUUUGAGGAUUUUUUUUCAAAUGUAGGACUCUGACUUCUAAAUGUGUGUUUCCAUUUUCUUCCAAAUGUUCUACCCUUUUCCACUCUAAGAAAAUGUUUUCUGUAGCCUAAGUCACUGGUAAUUCUACAACUUGUUUCUGUGCUUUGACACCACUCAUAAAUUCUCUCCCUUUCGAUCAUCAGAGAAGUGUCCUUCCACAUCUCAGAGACACUGCUGGCCAGAGCUGCUCCCUGAUGAAGAUUUCAUAAGGAGAUUAGAAAUCUCUGGAAAACAUGCAUGUUAGAAACGAGCUGAUUUCUUAGAGGUCAAUUUCAAAAGUGCAACACUUCUCCUAGGAGGACCCAGGCAAUGUGUGCGCUGCUCUAACCCCACUGAUGGCAGUGAAAUCUCAAAACUGGGGAACUAAUUAAAAUGAUGGCAUGAGACCUUGCCUGGCCCUUUGUUGUGUGAUGUUGACACCUUCCUCACACAUCAGAAAUCUGACAGAGACAUGACCUCUCUGACAAUUGAAGACAGAGAGCCAAAUAGACAAUCUUAUGAAACUAUGAGAGGUUCUUAUCAUUAAACUACAGGAUAUAUGAAUGUGGAAUCUUGGACCUGAAAGUAAUUACGUCUUUCUCCAGUAAACUCAUGGGAUAAAAAUUCUUAGGAAAGCAUGGUUUCUAUUUGAAAGUGUACUAUAACAACUCACAUCCUUUACCUCAGCUUUUUGAGCUCAUGUCUAGGUGUUACUGCUUUUCAGAACACCUUAAAUAACACAAACCUUUCAAACCCAUAACUCUCAGAAAGAAAUGUUAGGCACUUAACUUCAAAACUCAAAAACUGUGAAUACUCACUUUUGGCACAUAACUUCCCUGAAAACACUCACCAAACAAAUGAUACAACGCAAACCAUGAACACUAGAUUUAAGAGCACUUAUAGUGUUACUGUUUUAAGUCAAAAUUCAAGAGCUAAAAAAUAUGCCUAACAUAUAUAUUCCAUUGAAAUGUAUUCCUAGACUGUUUUCAUAUUUGAUCAAAUAAACAGCUAUUUAUGGAAAUAUGUAAACAAUUAUUUAUCAUUUUAUCACCCAGAUCACAAUAAACCUGCAACUUAUGAGGAACUAAGAAAAAUAAAAUGAAUGCCUGGUUAUAUUUACAAUUAUUUAUUAACUUAAUAUUAUUGCAAAAUUAGAGUUAAUGUUAAAUGGAUUUAAACUGUAAUGACUAAUAUUUGGAAAAAUCUAAUAAAAGUGUUAGCUGUG
Messenger RNA from Rattus rattus (black rat), 5154 nucleotides. It is a transcript of the gene Aqp4, whose product is annotated as aquaporin 4. Gene Ontology annotation, biological process: transmembrane transport. The record is from RefSeq and is a predicted model, not a curated record. NCBI's taxonomy places the organism in Eukaryota, Metazoa, Chordata, Mammalia, Rodentia, Muridae. Gene Ontology annotation, cellular component: plasma membrane; basolateral plasma membrane. The transcript has 5 exons. The coding region runs from base 79 to 1173 and encodes 364 amino acids. Gene Ontology annotation, molecular function: water channel activity.